AUGUCGCCUGAGGCGCAUGCGGAGUCUGCGCACGGCUUCUCCUUGCAAGAGCUCCGGAGAGCUGUGGGCUGUGAGGCGCCUGCCAUGCCAAACGCACGGAACGCCGAGCUUGUGCCGCUUGUGCCCACGAACGCAGGUGAGCGGCAACUUGCCAUGCGGAGGUCUUUGUGCAAGUUGCGCAACUCUGAGAAGUUGUACAAGUUAUCCAACGCCGAGUACUUGCUACUGGCUCAAGUGCAGCAACGAGCGAAGCGUGAGCUGGAUUGGUGGCACAGAGUCACUUUGGUCAGGCCCAUCCGCGAGGAGAAUGAGAGAGCAUUUGAGGAGCUGACCGUGAGUCCGAAUGAGCGCUUUCAGAGGCUUAUGGCGAAGGAUUCGAAUCGCUAUGAGACGCUUGUUUUGGCCGUGGAGGUUUGCUACCUCAUCAUGUACUUCGGCUUGGUGAUGCUGCAAGAAUUCGCGGCCGAUGACAAAGCGCCUGAGUUCUACCAGGUCUGCGUGGCUGGCCUCGCACAAAAGGGGCAGCUGCCGCCGCCAGGGCCGGGCCCAUAUGAACCGUCCAUCACCCCACAGAGGCUGCAGGAGAGCAUAGAGGUCAUGGAGCGCUGCGAUGCCGAGCUGCUGGCGCAUCACUCCUUGGACUUCGCAGAGGACUUUGUGGGCAACCGCUUCAUCCCACUGCUGGUGGUGAUCCUGCGGGCGUGGCGACUCUUCGGGUGCCACGACCGAUGCGAUGCCUCCAAGGUCUGGUCGCUGGGCCGACGGCCGAUGGUGAGAUGGAUGCUAGACACGGCCUUCCACACGUGCGUGAUGUCCUGGUACGGCUUGAUGGCAGGACUCUACUCCACUUUGAGCCUUCUACCUUUUGAUGACGACAAGUUUGAGUCCACUUUGUACCUUGGCCCGACGGUGUACGUGUUCCUCCUCACGGCGCUCUGCCUCACUGUCCUGGACAAGCUGCAGACGCUGAUUACAUGUACCAUCUCCUUUGGCGUCUUUGUUGUACCUCCGCUGGUGGCACUAGUGCAGCUGCUGGAUCAGAAAGGCAGACAGGUGAGCUUGAUGCUUCACCUCAUGAAUCAGUUCACGCUGAUCAUCGCAGUGGCGGCGGUGUGUGUUGCAAGGUGGAGCUCCUGGCAUGACAAGCAGACGGAUUUCCGGAGGGAAGAGCAAUUGAAGACGGGCAUCGUCAAUGAGAAGGUGAAGCGCUGCCAAGCUGAGUUUGCCGCACAGCGCCUGACGCAGGAAAAGGCCCCGGAUUGUGAGACCUCGUACUUAGAGCCCUCCGAGCAUCAUGGAUUCGAUCAAUCCGUGCCCUGGGCUUCCUUGCCGCAUCUGUCCGCCCAUCCUCCAAGCGCCGCCAGCGUCAGCGCUGCCAGCGCGCCAGCGAACAUGGACAGGUUAGCACACCUUCAGGGCACCUCUCGCUGUGACUGCCUGCCAAUGGGAGCGAAGGUCUACACAGAUUCCCACUCACAGGGAAUGCCUGCAUCAGAGCUCCAAGCCGGAGACAAAGUCCUUUGCUACGACCACCUGGCGGGCAGCAUUCGGUAUGUGGAGAUCUCUGACUGCGGGGUGGUCUCUGGCGAGUGCGACUGGUCGCGCAUCACAAUGGCAGAUGGCACCGCUGUGAGCGUCACCGCCGAGCAUCCCGUGCGGGUCGUCGGGCAGCUUGGGGAGGCCGAGUCGCAAGGCGUUUGGGGGCUUGGCGGCGGGCAAGUGAUGCCUGCAGGGCAGCUGAGGCCAGGCAAAGACAUGCUGAAAAUCCUCCGGCUCGGCGCAGUGCCGGUUCAGACGAUGCACAUUGAGUCGGACGUCCAGCCACGCGUGCGCGUAAACCUGCGCCAGCGCUACUCGCUGUUCUGCUCCCAGGGAGCAGGCGCCGACAUGACGGCGGUGGCGGUGGAGUCCUCUGACGCUCUCGCCGGACGCCAGAUGACGGAUUUGCAGGUGCAGAACACAUUUAUUGGCGGCUGCAUCAAGGAGGACACGGUGCCGCGGAAGCCGCUCUCCGCGCCAGGUGCGGUCGUGCACCCGGUGAUCGUGGGACGCGAAGCCUACGAACCAAAGCUGGAGGAUAUCGAGACUGAUCUGGGGGACUCCGGGGUUGACACGACGCGGGCCUCAAGCGCCAGCGAAGACCCUGACCAGCUGCACGCCAAGGGCUGCUGCCAGCCCUGCCUCUUUCAGAGCAGGUACUAUGCAGAUCCCGAGAAGUACCCAGCCUGUACAAAGCCAGACUGCCUCGCGCGCUUGUGCCAUCUUCAGCACAGUGAGGAGUACAUUUCAAAGUACAAAGCGCAGAAGCGCAGCUACGAGAAGAAAAACCGCUUGAACUUCCGCAAAGAGGCCCGCACGCUCCAGUCCCUCUAGGGGCCUAGGUGCCUGCGCGUGCUCCGGCUGCUGAAGCUGAGUUCUUUGGCUUCCGGGGCGCGCUCUGCCCGUGCGGCAUCUUGCGGCAGUGCCCGCAUAGUCUGUAUAGAUUCCGUCCGAUUCCAUUCCGAAUUCCCGCAGCCGGCCAAAGGCCACCAUGCGAGAC
Molecule: messenger RNA, 2539 nt
Organism: Effrenium voratum
Lineage: Eukaryota; Dinophyceae; Suessiales; Symbiodiniaceae
Source: the annotation of a GenBank genome assembly